This is a messenger RNA of Larimichthys crocea (large yellow croaker), 2407 nucleotides long. Its product is annotated as cryptochrome-1. Gene Ontology annotation, molecular function: DNA binding; FAD binding. The record is from RefSeq and is a predicted model, not a curated record. Gene Ontology annotation, biological process: entrainment of circadian clock by photoperiod; circadian regulation of gene expression; negative regulation of DNA-templated transcription. The coding region runs from base 197 to 2161 and encodes 654 amino acids. Gene Ontology annotation, cellular component: nucleus; cytoplasm. NCBI's taxonomy places the organism in Eukaryota, Metazoa, Chordata, Actinopteri, Sciaenidae. The transcript has 15 exons.
AUGCGCAGUGAGUGCAACUCUUAUGAAACAAAGUAGUGCAGCAGCAGCUGAUCAGGUACAGACGGAGUCACAGGCUGCGCGCACGCACGGACCCGGGGCGAUCUGCAACCAGCGCACAGCGGCACGACGGGAAGAAAUGCGUCUUUCUUUGGGCUUGACAUAAGUGACACCUCCGGGGAGCCAGCACGAGAUUAAAAUGGCCCCAAAUUCUAUCCACUGGUUCCGGAAGGGCCUCCGUCUCCAUGACAACCCGGCGCUACGGGAGGCGGUCAAAGGGGCGGGCACGGUCCGCUGUGUUUACUUCCUGGAUCCUUGGUUCGCAGGCUCCUCCAACGUCGGGGUCAACAGGUGGCGGUUUCUCCUCCAGUGUCUGGAGGAUCUGGACGCCAACCUUCGGAAACUCAACUCUCGCCUUUUUGUCAUCAGGGGCCAACCAGCCAACGUGUUCCCACGGCUUUUUAAGGAAUGGAAGAUCUCUCGGCUGACCUUUGAGUACGAUUCAGAGCCUUUCGGGAAGGAGAGAGACGCUGCCAUCAAGAAGCUGGCCAUGGAGGCAGGGGUGGAGGUCAUCGUCAAGACGUCACACACCCUCUACGACCUGGACAAGAUCAUAGAGCUGAAUGGCGGGCAGCCUCCUCUCACCUACAAGCGUUUCCAGACCCUGAUCAGUCGACUGGAUCCUCCCGAGAUGCCCGUGGAGACGCUGUCAGACUCCCUGAUGGGUCGCUGCGUGACUCCCAUCUCCGAUGACCACGGAGACAAGUACGGGGUGCCGUCGCUGGAGGAGCUGGGCUUCGACAUCGAGGGCCUGCCUUCAGCCGUGUGGCCCGGAGGAGAGACCGAGGCUCUGACGAGGAUAGAGCGCCAUCUGGAGAGAAAAGCCUGGGUGGCUAAUUUCGAACGUCCCAGGAUGAACGCCAACUCGCUGCUGGCCAGCCCGACAGGCCUCAGCCCGUACCUGCGCUUCGGCUGCCUCUCCUGCCGCCUUUUCUACUUCAAGCUCACGGACCUCUACCGAAAGGUGAAAAAGAACAGCUCCCCUCCGCUCUCUCUGUACGGCCAGUUACUGUGGCGGGAGUUCUUCUACACCGCGGCGACCAACAACCCGCGCUUCGACAAGAUGGAGGGGAACCCCAUCUGCGUCCGCAUCCCCUGGGACAAAAAUCCUGAAGCGCUCGCCAAGUGGGCCGAAGCGAAGACAGGUUUCCCCUGGAUAGACGCCAUCAUGACUCAGCUGAGGCAGGAGGGCUGGAUCCAUCACCUGGCCAGGCACGCGGUGGCCUGCUUCCUCACCAGGGGGGACCUGUGGAUCAGCUGGGAGGAAGGGAUGAAGGUCUUUGAGGAGUUGCUUCUAGAUGCAGACUGGAGCGUGAACGCAGGCAGCUGGAUGUGGCUGUCAUGCAGUUCAUUUUUCCAGCAGUUUUUCCACUGCUACUGCCCCGUGGGCUUCGGCCGGCGCACCGACCCCAACGGGGACUUCAUAAGACGAUACUUACCUAUCCUCCGAGGUUUCCCCGCUAAGUACAUCUACGACCCGUGGAACGCCCCGGAGUCCGUGCAGGCUGCGGCCAAGUGCAUAAUCGGCGUGCAUUACCCGAGGCCCAUGGUGCACCACGCAGAGGCCAGCCGGCUCAACAUCGAGAGGAUGAAGCAGAUCUACCAGCAGCUAAGCCGAUACCGAGGACUGGGCCUGCUGGCAUCAGUGCCGUCCACCAACGGGAACGGGAACGGAGGAAUGAUGGCCUACUCUCCCGGAGAGCAGCAGCCAGGGACCAACAACAACAACAACAACAACUCACAUUUGCCUGGAGUGUCGGGGAGCUCCGUUGCGACCGGUAACGGCAGCGGGAGCAUCCUACUCAACUUUGACAACGAAGAACAGACGAGACCAAGCAGUGCUGGACAACAGCAACGACUGCAACCGCUGCCACAGCAACAACAGCAGCAUGGAUACCACUCAGUGCCAGACGCCAGCCAGACCAUCACCAGCAGCCAGCUCUACCACGAGUUUGCUGUGCCUCAACACCCGGGACUCCUCCUGCACACCAGAGGCAUCACAGGAAAGAGGGAGCGCGAGUCGGAACGUGACGGCUCGGGGGAGAAAGACCCGGCGUCCUGCUCCGUGCACAAGAUGCAGAGGCAGAGUGCAGAGACCACCUAGAGCGGACCAUCUGAAUCCACGUCAGUCACCAUCGAGAGAGCGAGAGCGAGGAAUUCCCAAUGUCGCCGCCUGUCCUUCGAAAAACUCACGGCGCUCCGGACGUGACCUCUUCAAACACAGUGCAUGUAAAAACUGUCUUCACAGUCAGAAACUCCCCCCGGGGGUGUAAACAUGAAGGUGAAAAUGUGAUUUUUAUUUUGGUUUUUGGCUCUCGACAGUUUCUGAAAGGGCUUCUUUUUUUUUUUU